Molecule: messenger RNA, 279 nt
Organism: Gongylonema pulchrum
Lineage: Eukaryota; Metazoa; Nematoda; Chromadorea; Rhabditida; Gongylonematidae
Source: the annotation of a GenBank genome assembly
AUGAUCUAUAUUUUCAGUUCGAGAUCACGCUCGCGCUCUUCGCAUCGUCGACGUCGUACUCGAAGCCGUAGCUAUUCGCGAGGCAGUCGACGAUCCAGUGACCGAAGUGUUUCGCGAGGCCGAUCACCACCGUCUCGCCGAUCGGCUCGUUCGGCAUCCCCGCCACAGAGAAAUGGCUCCCAAAAUGAUGCACCCCCUCCCUAUCGUGAUGCGCCUGCACAACCGGUCGAGCACGGUGAUGGCGAUGUGGCCAGCGGAUAUGAUGGAAAGAGUGGCUGA